UCUAAUUAUUAAAAUAAAUUGAGUCAAACUUUAUUGGUUAAGGAAUUUGAAUGACUCCUACGUUUCCUGUCGGCCAUGGACAGGGAUUCCGAUAGCACUGUCACUUCUUUGGAUGAGAAUACCGAGAACUUUUGCACGAAUCCCACUCGAGACGUUUUGGCUGAAGGCAUAACUAAUCUUUUCAAGCCAACGAUAGAAAAGUUAGAUGAGCGUGUGGCUUCCACCAUUCAAUUGCAAACCGAACUUCGAGGACAAUUGGAUGCUCUGUCUGCCCAGCUGAAAGAUAUAGAGAAGGCCCAAAAUCAGAUUCCCGAAUUCUCGGAGAAGGUAAAAGAGCUUCUCAACGUCAAACACAAGGUGACGAUCAUUAACAACGUCUUGAGCGCUAGCCAGGAACGGUUGAUAGGGUUGCAUAAGUUAAUCGAGAAGGAACAACAUCGUCGUCAGGCGCUUCUCGACUCGGCACUGACAACCAACAUAUCGUAG
Drosophila willistoni is the source of this 486-nucleotide messenger RNA. It is a transcript of the gene Snapin, whose product is annotated as SNAPIN protein homolog. NCBI's taxonomy places the organism in Eukaryota, Metazoa, Arthropoda, Insecta, Diptera, Drosophilidae. Gene Ontology annotation, molecular function: SNARE binding. Gene Ontology annotation, biological process: regulation of synaptic vesicle exocytosis; intracellular protein transport; lysosome organization. The transcript has a single exon. Gene Ontology annotation, cellular component: BORC complex; BLOC-1 complex; synaptic vesicle. The record is from RefSeq and is a predicted model, not a curated record. Bases 76 to 486 code for a protein of 136 amino acids.